GGACUCGCUUUUUCCCUCAUCGUCAACGUUUCGUUUCGCUCCAAAAAGAGGGAAAAAAGAAAAGAAAGAAAAUACACACUCCGACCACUUAAAAACGCAAAACUUGUGUGUCGUUUUUAUCAUUUUUUGCUAGCUUUCCUCAAUGGCUACCAAAGUGUAUAUUGUGUACUAUUCCAUGUAUGGACAUGUAGAGAAACUGGCAGAAGAGAUCAAGAAGGGGGCUGCAUCUGUUGAAGGCGUUGAAGCCAAACUAUGGCAGGUUCCUGAGACUCUGCCAGAGGAGGUGCUUGGAAAGAUGAGUGCACCACCAAAGAGUGAUGUACCAAUCAUUACACCCAAUGAACUUGCUGAGGCUGAUGGGUUUGUUUUUGGCUUCCCAACAAGAUUUGGAAUGAUGUCUGCGCAAUUUAAAGCAUUUCUAGAUGCAACUGGUGGUCUAUGGAGAACGCAGCAACUUGCAGGCAAACCUGCUGGAAUCUUCUAUAGCACUGGAUCUCAAGGUGGUGGACAAGAGACUACAGCGCUGACUGCUAUCACACAGCUUGUUCACCAUGGAAUGCUUUUUGUUCCAAUUGGUUACACAUUUGGGGCUGGCAUGUUUGAGAUGGAGAAAGUGAAAGGUGGAAGUCCUUACGGCGCAGGAACUUAUGCAGGGGAUGGAUCAAGACAGCCCUCUGAGCUAGAGUUGGAGCAGGCCUUCCACCAGGGGAAGUACUUUGCUGGCAUCACAAAGAAGCUCAAGGGAUCUGCUUAAUUUCAUUUGAUUACAGGAGUACAGAUGGAUCAUUACAUUUUUCUACCCCAUAGAUAUGCGCUCGUGAGCAAUAAUUAUUGUUUGUUGGUUAUAAGUUUUGUGUAUGUGGUGUUGCAUAAUAGUUUCUUCUCCCAAUGGUAAAAGUUUGUUUACUUUCUGCAUCA
Molecule: messenger RNA, 918 nt
Organism: Ricinus communis (castor bean)
Lineage: Eukaryota; Viridiplantae; Streptophyta; Magnoliopsida; Malpighiales; Euphorbiaceae
Product: NAD(P)H dehydrogenase (quinone) FQR1
Exons: 4
Coding region: 143-754 (203 amino acids)
Molecular function (GO): FMN binding; NAD(P)H dehydrogenase (quinone) activity
Source: RefSeq, a predicted model, not a curated record